CCACACCUAGUGCAUUAGUCCUCGUGCAGGCUGCACACACACCCUCGUUACUCCUGGCUCCCCGGCGAGCGGCUCAGAAGGGGAUCGACCUACGGCACAAACUGCUGAGGAGCCAGAAAUUCAAGGCACAGCUGCAGAACAAAACUAGAGAGAAACAGGAACUUUACGAAGUAGGGUCCAUCAUCUACCUGGCCCGAGGAGGAGCACGGCAGCAGCCAGCCCCAGAGACCCUACCUGCCGCAGUGCUGGGGAGAACCAUGCCCGACUCCUUCACCAUCCACUUCCUCAAGGUGCUGAAGGAGCUGCUGGCCUUCGUGCUGUUCAGUUACACGGUGCUCGUCGGGGCACUGCUGCUCGCCGGCUGGACAACAUACUUCUUGGUGCUUAAAUGAGAGCUCCUGUUCUGCUCCCGCAGCCACACGCUGGCCGGGGCCAGCAGCCUGCACCACGCAGCUCCUCUCUGCAUCUGCUCAGCACACGGGAUGGCAGUCCCUGCCUCCUGCAAGCCUUUGCUUUCAUUACAAUCUUAUUUUCUUAUGUAAAACGAAUAAUGAUUAAAAAGGCAAAAAAGAGAAGCAUCCCCAUGCA
Messenger RNA from Colius striatus (speckled mousebird), 588 nucleotides. RefSeq lists its product as uncharacterized. The transcript is spliced from 2 exons. The coding region runs from base 258 to 392 and encodes 44 amino acids. The record is from RefSeq and is a predicted model, not a curated record. Lineage: Eukaryota; Metazoa; Chordata; Aves; Coliiformes; Coliidae.